Molecule: messenger RNA, 618 nt
Organism: Erythranthe guttata (spotted monkey flower)
Lineage: Eukaryota; Viridiplantae; Streptophyta; Magnoliopsida; Lamiales; Phrymaceae
Source: RefSeq, a predicted model, not a curated record
AUGGAUUUAACUCCACUACCUUUAUGUGAGCGUGUUAACUUGGACGGAAAGAAAAAGGCUGAACUUGUGAAGCAGAUUCAUGAAAAAGCAAGGCUCAAUAUGGAGAGGAGAACAGAACAAUAUGCAAAGCAAGCGAACAAGGGACGUCGCAAGUUGGUUUUUGAACCUGGAGAUUGGGUUUGGAUGCACAUGAGAAAAGAACGAUUUCCAGUACAAAGGCGUUGUAAGUUGAUGCCGAGAGGAGAUGGUCCUUUUCAAGUUCUCGAGCGAGUGAAUGAUAAUGCGUAUAAGCUGGACUUGCCAUGUAACUAUGAUAUUAGUAUAACCUUCAAUGUUACUGAUUUGAGUUAUUUUGAUGUAGGUGAUGAUUUCAGGACAAAUCCUUUUCAAGAGGAGGGGAAUGAUGGAGGUCUCACCAACAGUUGGCAAGAUGAUCCAAUCCAACUCCCAACGGGACCAGUAACGAGGAGUCGAGCUAAGCAAUUUAAGGAGAAGCUUGCUGCAUUGAUCCAAAAUGUCUUAACUAAGAAAGCUUCUUUCAAUGGUGAUAAAAAAGGCUGGAUUAUGCAUAUUCAAGUGGCGGAUUCACCGGACAAGUGUUGGAACCAUCCGGGCUAA